GAGAGUCGAGCUGAACGCAAGAGCAGAGAGCCAAACUGAGCAGGCGCGGCGCACGAGCGUCUCGUGAAGUCAACUUGACCGUCUGUGCGCCGAACCGAACUGGAAAACAGAACGGAUUCUCAGCUGUGAGAAUCCCGCUUUACCGUGGGAAGAGAUGAUCCUGUCUUCGGAACUGACAUAACGGUUAAAGGGUGACUCAGUGAACAUGGCCCCAAAUUCCAUCCACUGGUUCCGGAAGGGCCUCCGUCUCCAUGACAACCCUGCACUUCAGGAGGCAGUACGUGGGGCAGACACUGUUCGAUGUGUCUACUUUCUGGAUCCCUGGUUCGCUGGGUCCUCAAACCUUGGGGUCCACAGGUGGAGAAUUAUAUUUUUAAUGCAGUUAAUGGAUGAUCUUGAUUCCAAUCUAAGAAAACUCAAUUCCCGCCUUUUUGUCAUCCGAGGACAACCAGCCAAUGUUUUUCCACGCCUUUUCAAGGAAUGGAAAAUAUCCAGGUUGACCUUUGAGUAUGAUUCAGAACCGUUUGGAAAGGAGAGGGAUGCAGCUAUUAAAAAGCUUGCGAUGGAGGCUGGGGUUGAAGUCAUAGUCAAGAUUUCACACACCCUAUACAACCUUGAUAAGAUCAUUGAACUAAAUGGUGGUCAGCCUCCCCUCACUUACAAACGUUUCCAGACUCUGAUCAGCCGAAUGGACCCGCCAGAGAUGCCAGUGGAAACCCUCUCCAACACUAUUAUGGGCUGCUGUGUCACACCUGUCUCUGAAGACCAUGGGGACAAAUAUGGUGUGCCAUCGCUGGAAGAACUAGGAUUUGACAUCGAGGGACUGCCUUCUGCUGUCUGGCCAGGAGGUGAAACAGAGGCAUUAACAAGGAUUGAAAGGCAUCUGGAGCGAAAGGCUUGGGUUGCAAAUUUUGAAAGACCCAGAAUGAAUGCCAAUUCUCUGCUAGCCAGUCCGACUGGCCUGAGUCCCUACCUCCGUUUUGGCUGCCUCUCCUGCCGCCUCUUCUAUUUUAAACUCACAGACCUCUACAGGAAGGUAAAGAAAAACAACACUCCUCCGCUCUCCCUGUAUGGUCAACUUCUGUGGAGGGAAUUUUUCUACACUGCUGCCACCACCAACCCCCGAUUUGAUAAGAUGGAAGGGAACCCAAUCUGUGUGCGCAUUCCCUGGGACAAGAACCCAGAGGCUUUGGCCAAAUGGGCUGAAGCUAAGACAGGUUUUCCAUGGAUUGAUGCCAUUAUGACCCAGCUGAGGCAGGAGGGCUGGAUCCACCACCUGGCCCGUCAUGCUGUCGCUUGUUUUCUCACUCGUGGAGACCUGUGGAUCAGUUGGGAAGAGGGCAUGAAGGUGUUCGAGGAGCUCCUAUUGGAUGCUGACUGGAGUGUAAAUGCAGGCAGCUGGAUGUGGCUCUCCUGUAGCUCUUUCUUUCAACAGUUCUUUCAUUGCUACUGUCCAGUGGGUUUCGGCAGGCGGACCGACCCUAACGGCGAUUUCAUUAGACGAUAUUUACCUAUUCUCCGAGGUUUCCCUGCGAAAUAUAUCUACGACCCAUGGAACGCCCCAGACUCUGUGCAGGCCGCUGCCAAGUGCAUCAUCGGUGUCCACUACCCCAAACCCAUGGUGAACCACGCUGAAGCGAGCCGCCUAAACAUUGAGAGGAUGAAGCAGAUCUACCAACAGCUUUCACGCUACAGAGGACUUGGACUUCUGGCCUCUGUACCAUCCACACAUAACGGGACUGGGAAUGGGAUUCUAUUUUACCAGGACUUCCAGACAAAACAGCCGUUUCUGGGUAAACCAAUACACCAACUGUUGUCUUGGCAUCUUUUUUUUGACAUCCUGUGUUUUGACAUCCUGAAAGCACCAGCUGUAUCAGGUGGUUGCAGUGGUAAAAGGAGUGGAAGUAUUCUGCUGAAAUUUGACAGGGAAGAGCAUCAGGGAAGAAGUUUUUUUUUCCCUCUUGCUUGUUUUCCAGGAUACCACCACAUGCCCGACACAGGGCACAGCAGUGGACUUUACAGAUGUAAUGUCUCACACGACAUGGCAGAAGGUUAUGUGUUGUGUUCAGGAGGAAGUUUUAUGGGUUAGGGGGGGAGUGUUUCGGGUAGGGGUCUUGACGGUGAAGAUGACACUCUCUCCACCUCUCACAAGUUACAACGGCAAAUUGCAGAGGUCACGUCGGUUCAUGCUACCAGUGGGAACCAGUCGAGUAUGAAGAGUUAGCUGGACAUAUCAUCAAACUGAGCAGAGCAGAUUCAAACAAAACAAGACCCAGUCUGAAGAGGACUGACUUUAAAUCUGGUUUCCUAUAAACAAGUCAUGUUUGGGGAUUUAUUUUAUUUUUAGAAUAAAAAUAUUUUGUUCUCCA
Messenger RNA from Cyprinus carpio (common carp), 2369 nucleotides. RefSeq names its product cryptochrome circadian regulator 3a. The record is from RefSeq and is a predicted model, not a curated record. Lineage: Eukaryota; Metazoa; Chordata; Actinopteri; Cypriniformes; Cyprinidae. Gene Ontology annotation, cellular component: cytoplasm; nucleus. The transcript is spliced from 15 exons. Gene Ontology annotation, molecular function: FAD binding; DNA binding. Gene Ontology annotation, biological process: entrainment of circadian clock by photoperiod; negative regulation of DNA-templated transcription; circadian regulation of gene expression.